AUGGUCGCAUCGAAGUACAAUGUUUCUGUGAAUCUACAAGGAAUAACGCAUCACACUUCUAACAGAAUUUGGAAAGUUAUUUAUAAAUCUAAACUUCCUGAGCCUUGCAAUACUUAUCUUCUUAUAAGCAAAGUCGGAUUCAAUAUUUUAUCUGGACAUUUGGACAAUAACAAGGUAACAAGCCCAUUCAAGAAUCAGUGUAUACAACAAGCUAAGCCAUUUCAAGAUACAGCUGGUAAAAUAGUUUUUGCAUCAAAAACUGUACUUUAUCAUAAAAACAAUACUCUCUUUGAGAAUGGUUUAGACCCCAUCCUGAAUUCUUGCACAGAUGGGAUUAUUGUGUUAAGUGCUUUAAAUCUAACCUUUAGUUUACGCAGCAAGUUGGCUAGAAUAGCAGUCAACCAUAUUAUUCAAAAGAAAGGAUUGCAGUUGAAAUGUUUUCAAUCUGGCACCAAAGACAUUCCAAAUUUUAAACUUCUUUUGGAUCUAAAAGCAGAUGCAUUGGUAAGUAUUUUAAAUAUUUGUUAUGUGUUAUUUCAUAUGUCCAUAUUUCACAUACUAAAUGUUUGCCACAGAAAUACAAAAUAAUAUCUUACCUU
Hydra vulgaris (swiftwater hydra) is the source of this 599-nucleotide messenger RNA. RefSeq lists its product as uncharacterized. The record is from RefSeq and is a predicted model, not a curated record. Lineage: Eukaryota; Metazoa; Cnidaria; Hydrozoa; Anthoathecata; Hydridae.